This is a messenger RNA of Penicilliopsis zonata CBS 506.65, 5073 nucleotides long. RefSeq lists its product as hypothetical. Lineage: Eukaryota; Fungi; Ascomycota; Eurotiomycetes; Eurotiales; Aspergillaceae. The record is from RefSeq and is a predicted model, not a curated record. Gene Ontology annotation, molecular function: ATP-dependent chromatin remodeler activity; hydrolase activity, acting on acid anhydrides; ATP binding. Gene Ontology annotation, biological process: phosphatidylinositol biosynthetic process; positive regulation of kinase activity. Bases 1 to 5073 code for a protein of 1690 amino acids. Gene Ontology annotation, cellular component: endosome membrane; fungal-type vacuole membrane; PAS complex. The transcript is spliced from 15 exons.
AUGUAUGAGGUAAUUCCGGAAAACGCGUGUCCAAGGCAUCAGCAUCUUACACAGCUCACAGGCAGUCCGUCGCUGAACUCGAUUGACCGACUGACGAAACCUUUUAAAUGUCCUGGAUCAGCUACGCCGACUCGUACCUCCGAAAAACCGGCUCGGAAGAGGCGAAAAGUGAACUAUGCAGAAGCGGAUGGGAAUGCAGAGGAUAAGAAUGAGAAGACAUGGAUGACGGAGGACCGCAUGGCGCUUGCGGCGCGGGACGCAAAUCGGUUCCCUGUAUUCAAGGUUAAGGACAAAGACCUUAUGUUUAGGCAACGGUUUCGUGUGCCGCUGGUCAACAAAACACCUGGCGAGUACGACGCGGCACGACCUGCACCGACGCUGGGUAUGAGACAGGGUGCUACGUUUGUGGUAAAGCCUUUACAUGACCCCAGCGGGGAGUUUGCGAUAGUGCUGUACGACCCGACUGUCGAUGAUGUGGAGGAGAAGCAGGAAUCAACCAAGACCGUGGGUGAUCAGCAGGAAGAUAAACCAAAGCUCGACGAGCCACUCGUGCACAAAAGCUUAGCCGACAUACUUGGUCUCAAAAAGAAGGUUGAUGAUCGUCCCAAGGUCCCAGUGGUAAUCGAUCCAAGGUUGGCAAAGGUGCUUCGACCCCAUCAGGUCGAAGGUGUAAAGUUUCUUUACCGCUGUACGACGGGGAUGAUUGAUAGAAAUGCCAACGGCUGCAUCAUGGCAGAUGAGAUGGGGUUGGGAAAGACUCUACAAUGUAUCACAUUGAUGUGGACUUUGCUCAAACAGUCUCCCGAGGCUGGUAAGAGUGCGAUCCAGAAAUGUGUGAUUGCUUGCCCCUCAAGCCUGGUUAAGAAUUGGGCGAACGAAUUGGUGAAAUGGCUUGGCAAAGAUGCAAUAAAUCCCUUUGCAGUGGAUGGUAAGGCCUCGAAGACAGAGCUUACUGCUCAGAUGAAACAAUGGGCUAUCGCUUCGGGGCGUUCUGUUGUCAGGCCUGUUCUCAUUGUUUCUUAUGAGACACUUCGAUUGAAUGUCGAAUCCCUGAAAGAUACACCUAUUGGACUACUUCUGUGUGAUGAGGGACAUCGCUUGAAAAACAAGGACAGCUUGACGUGGACUGCUCUAGACAGUCUCAAUGUCAGUCGCCGCGUCAUUCUUUCUGGAACGCCGAUUCAGAACGACUUGUCCGAAUAUUUUGCGCUUCUUCAUUUUGCCAACCCUAACUUGCUUGGAACGCAAAAUGAGUUUCGCAAGCGCUUCGAGCUACCGAUCCUCAAGGGCCGAGAUGCCGCCGGUACAGAGGAUGAUCGCAAAAAGGGUGAUGAACGUUUAUUAGAGCUGUCUGGCAUUGUCAACAAGUUCAUUAUCCGACGAACUAACGACAUUCUGUCCAAGUAUCUGCCGGUCAAGUAUGAGCAUGUCGUCUUUUGCAACAUGUCGCAGUUUCAGAUCGAUCUCUACAACCACUUUCUCCAAAGUCCUGAUAUCAAAAGCUUGCUGAGAGGCAAAGGGAGUCAGCCUUUGAAAGCAAUUGGAAUGCUCAAGAAGCUUUGCAAUCACCCAGACUUGUUGAAUCUGUCGACGGAUCUCCCAGGAAGCGAGCAUACCUAUCCCGAGGACUAUGCUCCUCCUGACUCUCGCGGUCGCGACAGGGACAUCAAGUCCUGGUAUUCUGGAAAAAUGAUGGUUCUUGACCGCAUGUUGGCACGGAUACGUCAAGACACCAAUGAUAAGAUAGUACUAAUCAGCAAUUAUACGCAAACCCUCGAUCUAUUUGAGAAGCUUUGCCGGGCCCGUGGAUACGGUAGCUUACGACUGGAUGGAACGAUGAAUGUCAACAAGCGCCAGAAGCUUGUGGAUAAAUUCAAUGAUCCGGAUGGACUGGAGUUUGUCUUUCUUCUUAGCAGUAAAGCUGGUGGCUGCGGAUUAAACCUGAUCGGGGCAAACAGACUCGUGCUCUUCGAUCCGGACUGGAACCCUGCCGCUGACCAGCAGGCACUCGCCCGAGUGUGGCGAGAUGGGCAGAAGAAGGACUGUUUCGUAUAUCGAUUCAUCGCGACUGGUUCGAUUGAAGAAAAGAUCUUCCAGCGUCAAUCCCACAAACAGUCGCUCUCUUCAUGCGUGGUGGACAGCGCGGAAGAUGUCGAGCGCCAUUUCUCGCUGGAGAGUCUGCGUGAACUGUUCCAAUUCAAGCCAGAGACUCGCAGCGAUACUCACGACACCUUCAAGUGCAAAAGGUGCAGGCCGGACGGCACACAGUAUAUCAAGGCUCCCGCCCUGUUGUACGGCGAUACUAGUUCUUGGAACCAUUUUGUCAAUGAUGGGGAGAAGGGUGCGCUCAGCAAGAUUCAGGAUCUCCUUUUGCGCCAGGAGACAGGAGAGAAAGACGUCUCUGCCGUUUUCCAAUACAUCACACUCGAGAAAAUCGUCCGCGAUGCCGUUUUCAAAGGAGAACACGAUAAGAUUCAAAAAAUCGUCUACCAGCUCUGCCACGAUUAUGCCUACGCCGAAGGUGUCGCUCCUUAUCUCAAAGAGAUUGUACCCCCGGUGCUAGCUUGCUUCUCGGAUCAGGAUGCUCGGGUCAGGUACUAUGCAUGCGAGAGCAUGUACAACAUCGCCAAAGUGGCAAAGGGAGAGAUAUUACUGUUUUUCAACGACAUCUUCGACGCUCUCUGCAAGUUGGCCUCCGAUUCCGAGCUUUCGGUGAAGAACGGUGCCGAACUUCUGGAUCGCCUCGUGAAAGACAUUGUAUCUGAGUCCGCAGCGUUUUAUGUGUCCGUGCUUCAGAUAUCGGAGAAAGGGUUACAUGAAGCCGAUACCCUGGAGGGAGCUGAUCUCCCGACUGCGUUUUCUCUUGCAAAAUUCAUCCCACUGUUAAAGGAACGUAUCCAUGUGAUCAGCCCGUUCACCCGGACGUUCCUAGUCUCAUGGCUAACUCUAUUGGAUACAAUCCCAGACCUGGAGCUUGUAUGCUAUCUGCCCGAGUUUCUCGGGGGAUUAGUCAAGUUCCUUGGCGAUCCGAAUCGCGAUGUUAAUGUUGCAACCCAGGGACUAUUGGAAAGAUUUCUUACCGAGAUCAAACGUAUCGCUCGUAUCAAGAAGGGGAUUGAAGAGAGUCGCCAAGGGCAUGGGAGCAGUAACAAUCGCAAAUCAGCCACGAGUGAUACCGCAAGCAUUAAUACUGAGCAGGGAGCUGAAGUUGAUAAGGCUGAGAAUGCGAUAGAAGACUCCGAUACUGGGUCGAUCAAUGAUGAUGAGGAGGAUGCCGGUAUUGAUGAUGACACUCAGGUUGAUGGGGACUGGAUCCCGGGGCAAGAUGUUCAGAUUGAUUAUCCAAAGAUUCUCGACAUUCUUGUCGGCUUUGUCAAUACGUCAUUCGAUGAGGAGAUGCAAUUGACUGCGUUACGGUGGAUCGAUAGCUUUUUCGAAAUCAGCCCAGGUGACAUUUUGCCUUUUGUCCCUCGUCUUCUUACCCAGGUGCUCCCUGCAAUGUCCAGCGGAUCAGACCAGGUGCGACAAGCCGCAAACAGAGUCAACACUUCCCUGCUGGAGUAUAUCGUGACUCUUUCGGAGGACACGACAGAGGAAGCCCGCGCAGGACCACCGAAAUUACCUGCAUCUGCAACUGGCAAAGAACCAGUUGAAGAAAGAGCAUCCAGUCCAAGUGAUUCCCGGAAGCAAAUCAUCCUGCAAGAGUCUAUGGACUUGACUCCCAGAAGUAGUCUUGUCUCAACGCCCAUCCCGCCUGCAGAUCUGGACUACGCUGCAGCCGUCAGUUCUCUCACACUUCAAUUUCUGAAUGAGAACGAGGCGACCCGGGUAGCCGCUCUCUCCUGGCUAAUCAUGCUGCAUCGGAAGGCUCCCCGUAAGGUUGUCGCGUUCAACGAUGGGACAUUCCCUGCGCUACUGAAGACACUAUCCGACCCUGCAGAAGCAGUGGUGACAAAGGAUUUGCAGCUUCUCUCUCAAAUCUCACGGAACAGUGAUGACGGUUAUUUUUCCGCUUUUAUGGUGAACCUCCUUAAGCUGUUUUCGACAGACAGGAAUCUUCUUGAAGUUCGUGGGAACCUUAUCAUCCGGCAGCUAUGCAUGAACCUCAGUCCUGAACGCAUCUACCGCACUCUAGCCGACUGUUUAGAAAAGGAAGAGGAUAUCGAAUUCGCAAGUAUCAUGGUCCAAAACCUGAACAACAACCUCAUCACAGCCCCCGAGCUCUCUGAAUUGAGAAAGAGACUGAGGAAUCUCGAUACAAGAGAAGGCCAAAUGUUCUUUGUGGCUCUGUUUCGAUCAUGGUGCCAUAAUGCCGUCUCAACCUUUUCGCUCUGUCUCCUUGCGCAAGCUUACGAACAAGCCUAUAAUCUUCUUCCGGUGUUCGCUGAGCUUGAAAUGACAGUGAACAUUUUGAUUCAAAUCGACAAAUUGGUCCAACUGCUCGAAUCCCCCGUUUUCACUUAUCUCCGUCUCCAGCUCCUUGAACCUGAAAGAUACCCGUAUCUUUACAAAUGCCUCUACGGCGUCCUCAUGUUGCUACCACAGAGCUCAGCCUUUGCAGCCUUGAAAAACCGCCUAAAUAGCGUGAGCAAUAUCGCACUUCUCCAUUCUGCACCUCGGGCGCCCACCGCUACCUCGAGUGUCACGUCUGCCAUCAACUAUGACCGUUCCAGCGGUAGUCGACUAAAAGGACGCGACGAAGGUUCCAUCCGUUGGCACGAGCUUCUGGACAAAUUCAAGUCGACGCAAGAAAAGGCCCGUCGGUCCCAAUGGGCGGCGCAGCGCCAGAUGGAUCAGGAUGGCACAGGACUAGGGCUACGCAACCCCUCGCUUGCAGCAGCUCUCUCUGCUGCCGCCACCUCUGACCAGGCUCGUAAGGACAAAGUCCUUCCCGAAACACCCCGGGCCGGCGGACUGGGUGGCGCAGGAGGUCGCGGGACCAACGCCAACAGUAACGCGCUGGAUUCGGGCGCACAGAAGGGCAGCACGACGCCGCUGUCGAGCCAUAAGCACAAAUCCAGCCUGCCGAAUCUUGGACGGCUUGGGAUCGGAGGGAGGAAGUCUAAGCGAUGA